AAGAAGUCACUCAAGCAUUGAAACAAACACACAAACUGCAGAAGUUUGCAGAUUCAAACUGUUAAUUAAGCUGUCAUCUGUGUCAGCUGGUAUAAGGAGGGCUAUUCAGUAUGCGGAUUACGUCCAUUUUCCAAGGGGCUCUUCUGAGCUUCUUGGUGUGCUGCUUGCUUGCUGUGAGCUGCUAUGGUGAGGCCCCUUCAGGGCUCACUGUAACCAAUGAUGGAAAGCCUCAAAUUGAAGAAGUGGCUGCAGAUCUCAACCCAGAAGAGAAAUUUUAUUUCAAGAAACAUCUUCCACAUGCCCCGUACUUCAAGAAACCACUUCCACCAUUUAAGAAGCACCUUCCACCACCUAUUCCAAUUUAUAAGAAGCCCCUUCCACCAUCAAUUCCAAUUUAUAAGAAGCCUUUUCCACCGUCCAUCCCAAUUUAUAAGAAGCCACUUCCACCACCUAUUCCAAUUUAUAAGAAGCCUUUUCCACCGUCCAUUCCAAUUUAUAAGAAGCCACUUCCACCACCUGUUCCAGUUUUCGAGAAACCACUUCCACCACCUAUUCCUAUUUUCAAGAAACCAAUUCCACAUGAGCAUCCUUUUUUCAAGAAGCCAUUUCCACCAAAAGUUCCAAUUUUCAAUAAGCCGUUACCACCACCAAUUCCAAUCUUCAAGAAGCCACUUCCACCACCUAUUCCAGAUUUUAAGAAGCCAUUUCUUCCACCAAUUCCAGAUUUCAAAAAACCAUUUCCUCCACAUCCCUUUUCCAAGAAACCACUUCUCCAUCCAAUUCCAUUUCAUAAGAAGCCACUUUUGCCUCCACUCCCAUUUCACAAACCAAUCAUCAAGAAGCCUAUUCCUUAGGAAAUAAGUAUUGCUUUAGUACUACUACUCAAUAAAUUAGGUGAGUGAAGAGUGGAAAGACUCACGAUCAGUACUGAUUGUUAUUUUCCUUUAUUUAUAAUGAUGCUGCUGUAAUUAUGAUUUGGUUACUAUAAAAUUAAUAAAAAGUGACUUAUGCUUAUGAAAA
Messenger RNA from Corylus avellana, 1020 nucleotides. RefSeq lists its product as uncharacterized. Lineage: Eukaryota; Viridiplantae; Streptophyta; Magnoliopsida; Fagales; Betulaceae. The record is from RefSeq and is a predicted model, not a curated record.